AUAAAACCACAGAUGAAGAAGUGGGAGUUGCAACAUCGCUGUUUAUUGUUUACCGCGCUAAAUUUACUUUAAUAGAGUUAAUAGAGUUCUUCAAAGCCGCGGCAUGGCGGCCACCGUGGGUCCCCGUUUACCGAAAAACAACGAAGCUAACUAUAAACUGCAUUUCCGAAUGAUGAAUGAGCAACAAGUGGAUGACAUCACGCUUGACUUCUUCUACAAACCACACACCAUCACCCUGCUGACAGCUACUGUGCUCAGCCUCAUGUACUUUGCGUUCACCAGGGAUGAUGAAAACUCUGAUAACAAUCUCCGUGUUGCUUUGUUGGUGGUUGUUUCCUUCUUCUUGGUUAUCAGUGUGCUGGCCUUUCCUAAUGGACCCUUCACGAGACCACACCCUGCAAUAUGGCGAAUGGUGUUUGGUCUCAGUGUGCUCUACUUCCUGUUCCUCGUCUUCUUCAUCUUCCUUAACUUGGACCAAGUACAGACCCUCACGUACUGGUUGGACCCAAAUCUGCGUUAUGCUAAAAGAGAAGUGGAUGUCAUGGAAUAUGCUGUAAACUGCACCGUGAUAACAUGGGAGCGCAUCUUGAGCCAUUUCGACAUCUUUGCCUUCGGUCACUUUGCAGGUUGGACCAUGAAGGCUCUGCUGAUCCGCAGCUAUGGUUUGUGCUGGACCAUUAGCAUCACCUGGGAGCUCACUGAGCUCCUCUUCAUGCACCUCCUGCCAAACUUUGCAGAGUGCUGGUGGGAUCAGGUCAUUCUGGACAUACUGCUGUGUAACGGAGGAGGAAUCUGGCUGGGUAUGACACUCUGCCGUUUCCUGGAGAUGAGGACGUACCGCUGGGCCAGCAUCAA
This is a messenger RNA of Austrofundulus limnaeus, 855 nucleotides long. Its product is annotated as phosphatidylserine synthase 1. Gene Ontology annotation, molecular function: L-serine-phosphatidylethanolamine phosphatidyltransferase activity. Lineage: Eukaryota; Metazoa; Chordata; Actinopteri; Cyprinodontiformes; Rivulidae. Gene Ontology annotation, biological process: phosphatidylserine biosynthetic process. The record is from RefSeq and is a predicted model, not a curated record.